GACAAUGCUCGAGGAGGACCUGCGAGUGCUCGGAGUUUUCGAACGACGAGUGCUAAGAACGAUCUUCGGUGGCGUACAGGAGAACGGAGUAUGGAGGCGUAGGAUGAACCAUGAACUCGCACAGCUCUAUGGCGAACCCAGUAUCCAGAAGGUGGCUAAAGCUGGACGGAUACGAUGGGCAGGGCAUGUUGCAAGAAUGCCGGACAACUACCCUGCAAAGAUGGUGUUCGCCUCAAAUCCGGUAGGAUCAAGACGACCAGGAGCGCAGCGAGCAAGAUGGUUAGACCAGGUGGAGCGAGAUCUGACGGAGAGUACUCGGUGUCCGAGGAAUUGGAGAGCGGUAGCCCUCAACCGAGUUACAUGGAGAAAUUUUGUUCAACAGGCUUUGUCUUAGGACGGCAAGCCACCUAAAUCCAGUAAACGAUUACUAGCUUGAUCCCAGUUUUUCACUCGAAGUCCGUCACAGAAGUCGGUUAGCAAAGUCCCCGUCGUCGUAGUGGUGGCAACGGCAGUGGGGAUUUGCUGGCUCACAGUCGUAUUCCAACCGAUAAAGUCGACGCGACGUUGUGGUUGGGAGGAAAAAAAGCUGCCAGUGAGUGAGAGAAGAAAAAAAUAGUGUGAAAUGCUAACUGCAUGAUAUGCAAAGCGAGGUGAGCAAGUGGAAAAAAGUGCUGCCAUCUUCGGGCGCUCUUGAGUGGGCAGCUACACAGUGAUGAUUUCCGGUGUGAUUUGGUGCAAAAAUUGGAUGUAAAAUUAUUCAUUGUUAUGUAAAGUUGCGAUUCCCCUUUUCAAAUCCCUGAAAGCAAGGCAAAAUCGGUGUAGUGCUUUUGUUUACAGUGCAUUUAGAGCAAACACCGCGGAAAGCGUCCACAAACCGAGUGGAAAAGCUGUUCUGGCAGUUUAAUUGAAAUUUGAACUUUUUCGUCCACCGGAAUUGUGUAUGAAUGGGUUCCAACGUGUCGGUGCGUUCGGGGGAAAUAUUAAAAUUCCUUAGAACAGUGUAAUAAGGUAAAGGCAAAAAUUGAAAUACCCGAAGCAGUCAAGUGGAUACGAUUGCGUGGCGGUGAAGUGGAAAUUUUUCCCGUUUUUCACAGUAACGAGUCUAGUUUAGCACUUUACAUUUACCAGGUACGAGGUAAGCAGCAGCACGAUGGAAUUGAGGAUUGCACCGGUUAUACGAUUCUUUACGAUAGUCACCGUUGUUAGCUGUGUUCCCAUGAAAUAUGGAAUUGGCUACCGAAGCAGUAUUGAUCUGGAUGCGGAACAGACCGAAGCCCGUUACGAUCAGGGCAUGCUGUCGGACAUCAUGAACGACGACCAGGUGGAGAUGCAGAAGGCCGAGAGCUGCGUGGCGGACAAUUUCAAAUAUGACCACGGCCAGAAGAUUCAACGAUUUGAUCCCUGUGAAAUCUGUCUCUGUAUAGACGGGGAGAUAUUCUGCUGGUGGAAACAAUGCGAUGCACCAGAAAUAUCGGAAAUAUUGAACGAAAACCCUGUUCCUGCUCAGAUGACUGCCGGUCCGCCGGCCGUAGCGGAUCGACCGUUCGCUCAGCAAACGCAACUGCCAGCCACAGCUGUUUCGGUGGCUGUUUCAUCGUCGCCGUUGGUAACAACGACAGAGCGGCCGCAAACUACGCUGACAGCGCGGACGACCGGGAAAGUGACCACUUCAUCAAGUUCUCCCCCUCAGCCACCGACCACGUCGUCAGCCGUUCUAGCCGUUCCCCAUUCCGACCAAUCGGACAGAAGUGAACGAAUAUUGCACCAUCCUUCGUUGCAAAACAUUCCCCAAAACAUACUGCUGUUUCCGCAAUCUCCACCAAUUCUGAUGCAUAGGCCAGUGGCCAGUGGUAUAUCGAAAAAUGCGACCAAUUUUGCUAGAACCAGCAGUACCAGUAACCGUAACAAACAGAAGGGACCGCCGAAAAAAGUCAAACCACUUCAUUUGAACGACGGAGCAACGCUUGAUGUGAACAGCGACAAAAAGUCUUACCGGAAGUCAAAGAGCAAAGGUUACUCGGUCAACUAUGGUCACAGCAGUAGUGCACUACUAAGGAGUAAUGCCGAACUGCGUGGGGCUGCGGCGGUGACUGACAGAAUCGGUCCAGAUGAGCGAACGAUUUUGAAUGAUGAAGUGAGUGAAUCCGAUGGCAGACGACUUACGGAACGUAUGAAAGCCGAUGGCGAUGGGGAAGAUAAUAAUGGCGAUGAUGAUGACAUUGAAGAUGAUGACGACGACGACGAUGAGGAUGAAAGUGAUGAAUCGGAGGAAGGACAGGAUGUUGAGAGUGUUUAUCGGACUCGUACCGGUUCCAGCAGCAGCAGCAUCAGCAGCUCCGGGCGGAAUUCUGGUGGUUCCUUUGGUGGUUUUGGAUACGGAAUGAUUAAGGAGCCAGAAGAAGACAAACAGCAACAUUAUAUCAUCACAUCGUCAGGUCACGUAGAAAUGUUCGACGAUACCAGCAUGGAUGCAACGGAGAAUGCUUUUGGUACGAACCGAUUGCCACCACAGGAACAGCAGCAGUUGGCAUCCAGCAGCACUAGCCAACCAAUGGCCCUGGUGUUCGGGGGAACGUUGAUAGAUCACCACCCACCGCAGCUGGCGGGUUCAUCGGUCCGAGAAAUUGACGAACAGAGCCGACCGAUUCCGCCCUUGAUAUCAAUGACGACAAACGUAACGCAGUACUCAAAUUAUUCCGACCGACAGCUGGCCGAUUCGGGUGGGUCCCAUGGUGAAGGGCUAUCAGUGGCGUCGUAUGUACUACCGCACGCAACCGGUUCCGUAAUUGAUGUGCUCAACUCGACGGUGGAAGGUGACUACCUGGACGAUAAUCAAACGGAAUUGAUCUACCCAGCUGUUCCCGGCUCGAACGGUGAUGCGAAUGGCAGCAGGGCAGCACGGAUAAAAGCUAGCGGUCAACCAGUAAAAACGACCGGUACGCAUUCGGUUGCGGUCGACGGAGCAAACGAAAGGAGUUUGCCCGAGCCGCAUUGCGUUGUUAUGGGCGUGUCGUACAAAGUUGGCUCGGUGCUGAAGCAGGAAACAGGAAACUGUCUGCACUGCGUCUGUGUGGCCGGUCCGGAGAAUGACCCGGUGCCGCGUGUUACCUGCACACCGCUGAACUGCCCACCGUUGAUACUGCCGGACAUACUGGACGGUGCUGGAUUCUAAAAGCGGCUAUCGAAGCCACCCUCUUGUACCGUUGACCGACAUCGGAUCCGUAAAGUACAUCCUUUCUUGAGAAACCAAACAUAGGAUGGAAGAUCAACAUGGAAGUCAAUAGUCAGUAAGAUGAGAGCAACUGCAAGGCGUAAAUUUACCCAAAAAAACAAACAUGUAUUUCCCUCAAACAGGGUCAAACGAGCGUUAUUCCGAGCGGAACGUAGACGAAUGCUAGCAUUUAAUUUCCAGUUUCUUGUGCAUUCCAAUUUACGAGUAAAUGUAUUUACCACGAACCAAAAGGACACACUGACAAAAAAAAACAAAAAUCUUCUUGCUGUGAACUGUAGAUUUUGAGUAAUCGUAUCUACUAUUGCUACUAGUGCAUCUAGGAGAAAAAAAAACUUUCUAUGUAGCUAAUUCAAAGGAGUUUAAUGAAGCAUUAAACUGGGUGUCUAAUUCAAAUCAGCUAAACCAAAUACCAUUUGAAACGAGACAGAAAACGAGGUGAUUGACACUAGUGACUAAUAUAAUAGCGAUAUUUAUGAAGCAUAUAUACAAAACUAUACAGUAAGAGCUUAAGCGACGGAAACAGUAUCGAACAGUACUAUUCAUUGAUUCAGUUUAUUACCAACAUAAUAGGUGUGUACAGGAAGUAUCUUCUAUGACGAUACGUUCAUGGAUUCGGUCCUUUAGCCGAUGUAGAAUAGUGUGAUAUCAAAAGCGUAAACAAACCCAAUCAAAAUGUUUUCAUUUUAUGGUAGCAUUACAGGAUAGUAUAGACGUAAGUUGGAAUUGGUUUUUCUGUUCAGUCGGCUAAUCCCGAGCUUAUUUAAGCGUCCGUAUCCAGAUUUAAACCCUUUUCGGUUUCUUAUGCAGCGGGCGUUUAACUCGAACGCCAGUUUAACUCGAAUCGGACGGGUCACGUUCGCACCAUUUAUUUAAAUCGAACACCGAGUUUUUAAAUCAAAUACCUUUUGGAUAUUUAUAUAGUGAGCGUGAAGUUUCGAGCUGGACCGGUCGUAAGCUUCGCCUGAAUUGGCCGCACUCCAGGUUGUCCUAUCCUAUAGGACAGAAUAAAUAUUCGCUUUUAAGCGGUACGGUGGUGGUGCAGUUCUGUGCUGCUGUUUUUUUCAUGUGGCAACGUGGCCAGCUUAUAUCAAUAGCCCGCACUACGGUCGAUGGCGAUUGCUGAACUGAUUCCGCUUCGAUAAGCCAUUCCCUGCCUUUGGAAACAUUUACAAAAUGCUCGGUGUUCGAUUUUGUUUGUGCAUACGAAACGGUAUCCGGUAGUUUGGAAAGAUUUCGAAACUGAAUUUAGCGCACUGCAAAAGAGUCAGAGUAGCAUGUUGAAUGCGGAAAUUAAUGUGUUCAUCUACUUUGAAAUGUUAAUCAGCGCUCCUUUCGGAUUAUAGGUACGCGUUAAAACUGAUGCAGCGUCCUAGAUGAAGUCACUUGAAGAGAAAAUGGUGUUCAAUCGUUAGGCAGCGCAUUCUGCUGGCUAUUGUAUGAAGGUCACGUUCACUUCCUUGCACAAACGUGCUCAUUUGAACCGGAAAAUUCAUACCGUUCGUGAUGUUUUCCAACAAUUCCCAGUCCCACAGCUUUUGCUGGAGUGAAACCGUAUUAGAGGAUGCAUGUUUUGUUACUGCAACUAGUGGAACGAUCCUGCAACCCAUAACUGUUUAAAUCUAUAGAAUAGCGUUUCUAUAGAAAAAAUCCUUUUUAGCGGUGAGUUGUUUUGCGACCCCAAAAGCUCGGUCCCAACAUCAUUACUGACGUAUCAAGAAGGAAUUGUAACAUUUCUGUUAGAACCGAGUACGGAAUUAGUCUUCCAGUGUAUCCUUGUGAAAUGUUACUUAAUAAACCACAUAUCCCUUUCUACCAGGCACAAUUUCAUCCACUCACUGUUUGUAUGGUUUGUUUUAUUAGAAAACUUAAAUCAUGAUUUUUAAAAUUUCCAAGAAAAUAUUUUGUAGAAACCGUAUUUAGUGUAGGAAUAAGUUCGAUAUUUGAACUAAUUGCAAGCAGAAAGCAGCACACUUGAACAAGAUAUAAUCGAAAAUUUGUAACAAAUUAUACUCAAAGCAUCUAAACAGGCACGUUUAAAUACAAUAAACUACACUAAGUGAUUGAUUUAUCACAUUCAAAAUGGAAAACAAUAAAUAGUGACAAGCCAGAGGAAAAAAUCCCACUUUAGUAUACAUAUAUCGAAGCGUGUAUUUCACCAGCUGUUGAAACCAAGACACUAUAAUAGAAAAAAUAAAGAAUCAUGAUGAGACAACGUAGCUAAGUGUGACGUGUUAUCGAUAUGGCAUGCGUGCCUACUGAUAGCAGAUGGAUACGAAAGAAUAGCAAAGGAUGGAGAUGAAACGUGUUAUUGAUCUUUAAGCUAAACUCAAAUACCCCACUUGACACCGACAAGACACUAGUUAAUAUUAAAUUUAACGUGUGAAAUUGUUUGAGGGUGAACGAAAUCAAAAUGUUUCAAAUUAUGUUAAGAAAAAUGAAUCAA
Molecule: messenger RNA, 5675 nt
Organism: Sabethes cyaneus
Lineage: Eukaryota; Metazoa; Arthropoda; Insecta; Diptera; Culicidae
Exons: 8
Coding region: 1151-3172 (673 amino acids)
Source: RefSeq, a predicted model, not a curated record